This is a messenger RNA of Colossoma macropomum (tambaqui), 2949 nucleotides long. It is a transcript of the gene tmem151ba, whose product is annotated as transmembrane protein 151Ba. The coding region runs from base 1 to 1851 and encodes 616 amino acids. NCBI's taxonomy places the organism in Eukaryota, Metazoa, Chordata, Actinopteri, Characiformes, Serrasalmidae. The record is from RefSeq and is a predicted model, not a curated record. The transcript is spliced from 5 exons.
AUGUCCCCAGCAUCGGCCGCCACGGCCACGGCCACGGCCACGGUCAGCGCGAGCGCAACUCCGGGAAACGAAGCGGAGAGCCCCCGCGAGGAGGAAAGUGGGACGCCGCUCUCACAGCCCCCUCUCCAGCAGCCUUAUCAGAACCAGCAGCACCUCACCAACCAAAAAGGAUUCCCACCACAUUACCGCCUGAAAAGCCCAGCAGAAACCGUGCAGGCCAUCAGCGCAGCCGCGGUGUCCUGCUACAGGCUGGUGCUGGCACUAAGAGACUCUGGAGGCAUGGCUAGGCAGAGGGCCACACGCAGCAGCUCAUGGGCAGACAGGAUCAGGCCAUUAUCAUGGUUCUGUACCCAUCUUUCCUGGCAGGGUGGAGCUCAGGGGGGCUCAUGUGACAAGCAGCGACCCCAGAAGCAAUCCCUGAGCAAAGCCCUGUGCCGCGAAUCACACUGGAAAUGCCUUCUCCUCACUUUGCUCAUGUACGGCUGUGUGGUGGCCAUGACCUGGUGCUCGGUUACGAAGGUGACUCGUCUCACCUUCGACAGUGCUUUCAAAGGGAAGUCGAUGAUGUACCACGAAAGCCCUUGCUCCAAUGGCUACAUCUACAUCCCCGUGGCCUUCCUGCUCAUGCUCUAUGUGGUCUACCUGGUGGAGUGCUGGCACUGCUACAUCCACAGUGAGCUGCAGUACAAGGUGGAUCUUGAAAGCAUAGCGGAACGGGUACAGCGGAUGCAGCAGGCCACCCCUUGCAUCUGGUGGAAGGCCAUUAGCUACCAUUAUGUACGCCGGACAAGGCAAGUGACCCGCUACCGCAAUGGAGAUGCCUACACAACCACGCAGGUUUAUCACGAGCGGGUCAACACGCAUGUGGCGGAGGCUGAAUUUGACUACGGGAACUGCGGGGUGAAGGACAUUUCCAAGCAGCUGAUGGGUCUGGAGGGGUUCCCCAUCACCAAACUUCGCUUCACCAAGUGCUUCAGCUUUGCCAACGUGGAGUCAGAGAACUCUUACCUGACGCAGAGGGCCAGGUUCUUCACAGAAAAUGAAGGUCUGGACGAUUACAUGGAGGCACGUGAAGGGAUGCACCUCAAAAAUGUGGAUUUCAGGGAGUAUGUGAUGGCCUUCUCUGACCCUGACCACUUGCCAUGGUAUGCGAGGCACUGCAUUUUCUGGAUUGCAGCUGCAAUGACGCUUUCCUGGCCCUUGCGGGUCUUGAUGGAGUACCGUACAGCUUACCUUCACUACCAUGUGGAGAAGCUGUUUGGCUUUGAUUAUGUCCCUGUCACACCUUUGGACGAGCGGCCGUAUUGCCGGCACAUCCCUCGAGUCAACACCAUCGACAGCACGGAGCUGGAAUGGCACAUCCGUUCCAACCAGCAGCUGGUGCCCAGCUAUUCAGAAGCCGUGUUAAUGGACCUUGCCCAGCUUUCAGCCUGCAACACGUAUUCCUCCCGCAGAGUUAGCGGCUACCGGCAGAACUGCGAGCGUUGCCACAGGGCCAUCAGUAGCUCAUCCAUUUUCUCCCGCAGCGCCCUCAGCAUCUGCAACAACAGCAGCAGCCCCCGCCUGCCCUUCAGCGGCAGCCGCUUCUCUCUGGGACGACUCUAUGGCUCCAGACGAAGCUGCCUGUGGAGGAGCCACAGCGGCAGUCUGAAUGAUCCGGGCUGCCCCACUGAAAGCACACGCUGCCUGGCAGGUCGUCCUGGCCAAGAGGAGGACAACCCACCCUCACCUCCGAACUAUCAGGACGCUCUGUACUUCCCUGUGCUGAUAGUGCACCGCAACGAAGGAUGCCUCAACCAUGACCACCGCUCACUGCAUCGCAAUGGCUCAUGCGUGGAGACAUCUUUAUGACCCAUGCUUGAGGUUUGCAAAGCGUUGAUGUUUGCUUGGAAUUUCACUGACCUUCUGGUUGGGGGCAAGAGUAUGAUCACAUCUUGACCUACCGACUGAAUGCAACACUACUUGAAUCUUGCAGACAGAUAUAACGGGUUCGUAUUGAGGAAUGUACCUUCAGGGACUGUGUUUGGGUCAGAAUGAAAACUCUUUCCCAGAUACGGAUAAUAAUGAAACAUUUACUCCCUUUAGACUUUAAUAAUGAAUGGAAGACACAUUUCUUCUGGAGUUGCCUGUCUGAGUCAACAAUAUUACCAUAUUGCUGGAUAAUACUGACUUUUUCAGCAAAUACAGGUCCAUCAUAUGCAUAACAAAAAUAUAAGUAGCCAGAGUAUGGUAAUGUUUCUAUCAUUGUAGGUGGUAGAAAUCAUGCUACAGCAUGACGGAAAAAAUUAUACUGCUUAUUCCGUCCCCUGCAGGCAAACUCGUCUUUUUGGCUCGCCUUGUUAGCUUUGGUCAUGGUCCACAGUAAUAUGAGAAGGGAAAAAGAUACAAGUCCUGUGUCUCGUAGAUGACUGUUUUAACACUAACCUUACCUUUCAUAUGUUUUGGUUCAGUGGUAAAUUGUUCCUGUAAAAAGUCUGGGAUAGGCCCUGUCCUGUGCCAGGGGGAAACUCUAGAGUCAGUUUUGAAGUAAAUGUGGAUAUAAUGCUGAAUACGUGAAACUGCAUAGUCUAGCCUCUGGAAUUACUGUGUUUUGUAAAAGCUGAAUUGCAAAAAACUGACCUUUUUUCUCUCUUCCAACCAUGACAUGACAUAAAUGGACAGAUUAGCUAUGUAAGGCAUUUUACCUCAAGCCACUUAUUUCUAAUACAUCUGACUUGUAAAGCAGAGAGAGAACAAAUGCAAAAAAUGCUGGACACGUGUAAAUAUCGCAUCUCCAAAACAGUUUUUCUUCCUCUCCUAUUUAUAACGAUGGAGUCAUUGCUAUGAAUAAUUUAGUGCAGGCAGGCUAAAGGACAUGAGAAGUUGAAACAGAAUACAUCAUCUCAAGACAUUCAAAGGUCUGGGGUGCUGGUGAUCGUAAUUACUGUUAAUAAAUUUACUUUUUAAAUA